Messenger RNA from Colossoma macropomum (tambaqui), 2820 nucleotides. It is a transcript of the gene nudt13, whose product is annotated as nudix (nucleoside diphosphate linked moiety X)-type motif 13. The coding region runs from base 735 to 1766 and encodes 343 amino acids. The transcript has 9 exons. Gene Ontology annotation, molecular function: metal ion binding; hydrolase activity. The record is from RefSeq and is a predicted model, not a curated record. Lineage: Eukaryota; Metazoa; Chordata; Actinopteri; Characiformes; Serrasalmidae.
CGCUAGCAUGCACUAACUAGCGAUGCCGGUCUGAAGCAGUCGCAGCGUCCCUUAGCAAUAUUAUCAUAUUUAUAGUGAUUUGUAAAUUACUACAAUUUGGAGGCCAAUUAUAAAGUAAUACACAAAGCAGGAUUUCGAUGUUUUGAGGGGUUGGUGAGUUUGAACGGCGAGGGCAGCCUAACUAAUUAGCCUGAAUGCCCGGAUGAGGCGGCGGCAUCUGAUUCGCCCAGACGGCCUCCACGUUGCUCCACGGGAUAUGUUGUUCGUGGACUACAGACGGACUACAAAACAAACAGCAAGUCUUAUAUCUUUACGCCUUUGACAAAAUAUCGAAACUUUUCGUGUGUUUUGAGUAGAUAUGUGCACACGGACUAAUCCGGGAUCCUGGCUAGAGAAAGACAGACUGAAAACCUCUUCGUAAAGGACGAAGCUGAAGUCAGCUUAUUCGCCGGUUCUAUUUUUUCCGUCCCACCUUAAAACGUGCAGUAGUUACGUUCUGGCGCCUGAGGUGCGAUAUUUUAACUGCCUCACUAUUUAAGGUGGAACGGGAAAAUUCGAAUAAGAAGCUGGCUAACAGGAGGCAAACUUCAGCCUCGUGUAUAAAGGCCACUGUCCGUGAGGAGUGAGCAGUGGUGGACAUACUGGACCGUACUGGGCUGCGGUCAGCUGUGGUUCCAAAAACCUUCAUAAGGCAUUAAGACUGCAGAACGCCUGUCCACCGUAGAUCCAGAGGAAUGCAGUCACUGAGGUCUCUGUUCAAGCCAAGGCUGCCAAAGCUGGUGACCCCUCAGCCCUUGUCCACCUAUGUGUCCCGCAUAAGAUAUCUGAUGAAGCUGAAGGAGGACGAUAAAGCGUGUCGGGAGGCCCUCAGAUCUGGAAGCCUGCUGCUUUACCACAAACUCGCCCCUCUGCUGCAGAAGAAGGAGGAAGGCAUCUAUCAGCUGCCACGUCUUAGGAAUCCAGAUGUCGAACGAAUUCUGGAGAAGCUCGGCCGAGAUAAACAGCUCAUCAGCGAGGCUGUUCUCAUCAGCUGUCCUGAGACUGAAGAGCCUUGUUUCUGUCUGGAUGUGGGUGAUUUACAGAAGAAUAGCAUGGAGCAGCUUUGUGAUGGUGUUUUCAUGGACCUUCGAACAGCCUUCUUUAUGCUUAGAGGACCAGAAACCACGUUGGUGGCUAAAGGUCAGGCCCUCUUGCGGUGGCAUCAGACGCAUGGCUUCUGCAGCGCGACUGGACAGCCCACGGUUCGGAAUCAGUCUGGAAGCCAGAGAGUGUGUCCCUAUAGCGGCAUCACCUACUACCCCCAAAUGGCGCCGGUAGUGAUCGUUUUGGUGUCUGAUGGGAACAGGUGUCUGCUGGGCCGCCAGAGCUCCUUCCCACCGGGCAUGUACAGCGCGCUGGCGGGCUUCUGUGACCUAGGGGAAACGCUGGAGGAGACUCUGAGGAGGGAGGUGGCUGAGGAGGUGGGACUGGAGGUGGACACGCUGCAGUACUCAGCCUCGCAGCACUGGCCGUUCCCACAGAGCUCCUUCAUGCUGGCCUGCCAUGCUACGGUUAACCCAGACAAAACACAGUUGAUUCUGGACAAGGCCGAGUUGGAGGACGCUCGCUGGUGUAGUCUGGAGGAGAUCCUGGCUGCGCUGCAGGUUAAGUACCCACACCGCGACCCCAACGCGACUCAGGCCGGUUUCUGGGUGCCUCCCGAUUUCGCUGUAGCCAAUCGGCUCAUCCAGGAGUGGGCUGACCAGCAGCAGCUCAAAAAGAAAUAGCACAGGUCUUCACGUGGGACACAGAUGGAACAGCGUCUACAUCAUCAACCUCAGUCCACUUUUUGCUGCUCACCGACUUCAACUUCACAUUCUACUAAAUCAGCUGCCAGCUACGCAGAGAGGAGAUCAAAGGGUCUAAAACACUAAAAUUACAGUUUAGCUUACAGAUAUGCUGUAGUGCUUUAGGUGUUUAGCUGAAGAUGCUGAAAUUUAAAGCUGCACUAUGUAACUUUUUCCUUUAAAAUUGAAGGAAGUCAGUAGAGAUGCACCGAUACCACUUCUUUCCUUUCGAUACCGAUACCUGAUCCUUUAGUAACGGCCGAUACUGAGUACCGAUACCGAUACUAACUGUCUAACCUAACUCACGUAUAAGUCCUGAUAUUUAUACUUUAGUUAUAUUUUUAAAACAUUUUGUUAAAAUCUAUGUUCUGCAUCAAAUAAAACACUUUUAGCUUGGCUAGAUAGCAUUUACUUGUUGGAAUAUAUUUAUUAGAUUCUUAAGAAACCGUAUUACUGUUCAUUUAUUGUAUAUAUUUAGUAUUUACUAUUAUUUUAUAAGUAAUAAGAGCCAUGUUUAACAAUUUAAGUAAAUCUAAAAUAUCUUUAUUGUGCAAAACAGUUAAUAACAGAACUGAACAGUGUACGGAUAAACCUGUGGUGUUUAUCAGCACACAGCAGCUUCUCUGGCUCAAAAACGGAGCUGAAUGUAGUUUCACAUCUAAAAUUCUCGAGUCGUUUGUCUCAGACGUGCGUCUUGUUCACUCAUUCUGCAUCUCUGAGCGUCAGUUCAGUAAUUAUCGUCGUUUAUGUGUGCAGUUACACAUUUCAAAUCCCCAAAUCUUACAUAGUGUAGCUUCAAAUUUCAGUAGAAGGGACUCUUAAAAUUGGUUUAAUAUGGUUUGAUGCUGUGGAUGUGAAUAAGAUUCAGAUUCAUUUUUACUGAUUCAUUGUUGCCUGCAUUCCUAAAAAAAGAUUCUUCAAGGGUUCUUUAGUAAAAACAGUAGUUCUAUAUAGAACCAUGAAUGCUGAACCAUCUGCAUGCCUAAAAAACGUU